Messenger RNA from Aureobasidium vineae, 525 nucleotides. Lineage: Eukaryota; Fungi; Ascomycota; Dothideomycetes; Dothideales; Saccotheciaceae. The record is from the annotation of a GenBank genome assembly.
AUGGGCUUCAGAAUAUCGUCGUACACGCUCAUCAAGAGUGUAUCGCUGAUCCACAUCACGGCGGCAUACCUCUUCCUCUACAGGCCGCAAGUCCUGGCCGAGCAGAACAUUGUUGUCAUCUUUGGCGAGUCGAUGCAGAUCCCCACAGAAGUUACCGCUCUCGCCUCCAUCUUCCUGGCCUUCCUCGGCGUCAGCGACUUGAUCGCAGCCAGCCUUCCUGAACGCUCAUGCCUCGAAUACUGGUCCAACGUCCUGCCUUUCCGUCUCUUCAUGCUGUUUGUCGGUACAGGAUACAUCUACCUCAACAGGGGUGACGAUACCGUUACUUCGACACUCCGAGCUCUCAAGAGCGACUCAAACCCGCUCGACCUUGUCAAGAACUCGUUCGUUUUCACUUUCAUGUUCAUGGAGACACUUCAUUGGUUCUGGGUCUUUAUCGCCAUGAAGGAAGAUAGACGCGAGUGGAUGGUCCGUGAGGCCACCGCACAGCUUCGCGAGGAAGAGGAGAAGAAAUUCAGAAUGUAA